GCCGGUACGGGUAGGCCGCACUUUGCCCGCCCGGAUAGGCCGUGGUCAUUCGGGGCUGUGCCUUCGCCCGCUCCAACACUGGCGCCGCGAGGCUGUCUGCGGUUCGCGCCUCCCUUUUUCCCCCAGAACGUCGAGCCCACGAACACUUCCUACUCCUGAGAGGCCCGCCUCUUGCUUGAGAAUCUGAGUCUCGUAGGCUCGCUAGACUGCGCGCAGCACUCCGAUUGGAAACAGAGACUGCCCGUCAAGCCUUCACGUCACGCCACUCAACCCUCACCUCCGCCUCUCCUGCUGCAUGCAGCGGGCGAAGUUGCCUCAGCCCUGAAGGAGCAUCUUUGUUGGUCCAGGACCGGUAUCCGUUAGCCCUUAGCCUGCAAAACUCUCGAAUAAAGAGGAAUCGGCUCGAGUCUGCGAUUGGACCCGCGGACAUGUCAGUCAAGGGAUGGGCGGGUGCAAACGCAAGCCGGCGCACGGUACUGGUGGAGGCACUACCUGGACAAGGCGGGAGCGAGGGUACAGCCUCCUCUCGAUUGGGCCAAAAGGGGAGAUGGGCCCGCCCUCCCUACUGCAGGAUUGGCUGACAGCGGGCCACACCCCCCGCCACCUUCCGACAACCAGCCCCUACAAGAAGUGGGGCGCCCGGGCACCUGUAAGCCGCUGUCGCCAGUUCCGUGGGAGAGAAAUGCAAAGGCGCGCCCUCGGUUCCCGACUGGACCCGGCGUAGACCCGGGGUCGGCGCGCGCCAUCCCAACGGGAUGUGCAGAUGGAGGCCGGAGGAGACGCUGCGGCCGCAGCCCCCGGGGGCGCGGAGGACUUGGGGGACACGCGGCUCCCCGGUGAGGACACUGCCGCUGGUGGCGGAGGAGGGGUCCCUGCGGGCCCGCCGGACCCCGGAGGUGGGGGUCUGGAGGAGACAGAAUCCAAGGCCAAGGAUCAGCCACCCAGCCGCCUGUCACCACUGCCCCGUUCAGAAUCCCCGUCAAGCCCCUGUGAGGGCUGGAGUCCUGCAGCCACUGAAGGGAGUCCCAUCCAUGGCCCUGAAGGUGGCCCCGGGCCCCAGGGCGGCGACCCCAGCGACGAGGACUGGCGCAGCCAGCGGAAGCACGUGUUUGUCCUGAGUGAGGCUGGCAAGCCCAUCUACUCCCGGUACGGUAGUGUGGAGGCGCUGUCAGCUACCAUGGGGGUGAUGACAGCCCUGGUGUCCUUUGUGCAGAGUGCGGGAGACGCCAUCCGUGCCAUCUAUGCCGAGGACCACAAGCUGGUGUUCCUACAGCAGGGCCCACUGCUGCUGGUGGCUGUGUCCCGGACUCCGCAGUCAGCAGCCCAGCUGCGGGGAGAGCUGCUGGCUGUGCACGCACAGAUUGUGAGCACACUGACACGAGCGAGCGUGGCUCGCAUCUUCGCACACAAGCAGAACUAUGACCUGCGCCGCCUGCUGGCUGGCUCAGAGCGCACUCUGGACCGGCUUCUGGACAGCGUGGAGCAGGACCCAGGUGCUUUGCUCCUGGGUGCUGUGCGCUGCGUACCCCUGGCUCGCCCACUGCGGGAAGCACUGGGCGCGCUGCUCCGGCGCUGCAUAGCACCUGGCCUGGCCCUGUCGGUGCUGGCGGUGGGUGGCCGCCUGGUGACGGCAGCCCAGGAGCGGAACGUGCUGGCUGAAUGCCGGCUGGACCCAGCUGACCUGCAGCUGCUGCUCGACUGGGCGGGAGCUCCAGCGUUUGCAGCGGGCGAGGCGUGGGCACCCGUGUGCCUGCCCCGCUUCAACCCCGACGGUUUCUUCUACGCCUACGUGGCCCGCCUGGAUGCCGUGCCGGUCUGCCUCCUGCUGCUUGGCACCCACCGUGAAGCCUUCCACGCCAUGGCCGCCUGCCGGCGCCUUGUCGAAGAUGGGAUGCGCACCCUUGGAGCCCUGCACGCCCUCGGGGAGGCUGCUGGCUUCUCCAAUGCCCCAGCAGCCACUGCCCCUGCCUACAGUGUGCAGGCUGUGGGGGCCCCUGGCCUGCGACACUUCCUCUAUAAACCGCUGGACAUCCCUGACCACCACCGCCAGCUGCCCCAGUUUACCAGCCCGGAGCUAGAGGCCCCCUACAGCAAGGAGGAGGAGCGGCAGCGGCUGUCGGACCUGUACCACCGCCUGCACGCGCGCCUCCACAGCACCACCCGGCCCCUGCGCCUCAUCUACCACGUGGCUGAGAAGGAGACGCUGCUGGCCUGGGUGACCUCCAAAUUUGAGCUCUAUACCUGCCUUAGCCCCCUGGUGACCAAGGCAGGUGCCAUCUUGGUCGUGACCAAACUCCUGCGCUGGGUGAAGAAAGAAGAAGACCGGCUCUUCAUUCGUUACCCGCCCAAGUACUCCACACCCCCAGCCGCCUCUGCGGACCAAGCGCCCCACAAUGGCCUGUUCACCGGACUCUGAAAGGUGGAGCUCCCAGACAAGGCAGCGCUGGGAGUGACCGGCUCUGGCUUGUCCCUUCUGUCUCUGUGCUGGAAACGUGGGUAGGGGUUGUGUCUGUGGCCAGCUGCUGUCUCCCUGGAUGAUAUGGGCACGGUGCGAAGCCCCAGCCGCAGAUGGGAGAUGGGUGGCAGCAACCAGGCACAGGGCUGCUGUCACAGCCCCUCAUGCACUUCCUUCCCUGGGGGAGACCGUAGGCCUCCCUCCCCCCAUCUCUGCCUCACCUCCAUUUGGAUGAUGCUGCAGCCCCUGUCAGGCUGUCACCUCCGACCCGACUUCGGGGGCUUCCCUCCUCUGUGGAAUCCCAGCCCUGAGUGUCCUGGGCUGGCCAGCGUCUCUGGAGUGGCUCACAGGGGUUCUGGGGUUUCUGCAGGGCCAACCUGUGUUUGCGGCGGCCUGAGGGUAUUGCAAUGACGACGUACAUAAAAGACCCAAGCCAAGUCCAAGGAUAGUCCUUUGCCCUUCAUAUACUUUACCCCGCCAAAAUGACCCCAUCCGUGCUGGCCACUGUUGUUAAGAAGGUGGCCUCCAGUGUCCACUUGUGUGACCCAGGACAUGCAACACCUGCCUGCACACUGGCUGAGAGCUGGUGCAGUUCGCAUCUAAGGUUUAUUUCACUGUGUUGUCAAACAGAGAUAACCUCUCAUAGGCCUCUCAUGAACAUCUGUAAAGGAAGAGGGACUGGAACUCGGGGUGCCCCAGACGCAGCUCGUGCACCUGUGUCCCCAGGCCUUGGCAACCUGCGCAACACAUGCAACCUACACAGAGAGACCCCGCCCCCGGGGCUUGUGUGUGUGCUCUCAACCCAGCUCCCCACCUGGCCAGCUUACCUUAGAGUCGGAGUGCGGCCUCGCGAUCGUGCGCGCGCUGCUAACUGCCGAUCAGGGUCACUCGCAGGCCUUGCGCACCGCGGACACCUGUUGCCUCGGCCUUAGUCAACGGAUGGGUAAACGUGCACUCCGCGCAUGUGCGCUCCGCUCACCCUCACGUGGGCGGUCCCCCCCUAGCCAAUCAUUGUCCACCGCGCCCAGGAGGCCCUGGAGAAAUGGCCGGCCAGUUGGAGCGUCUGGUGGUGGGGCCGCUGGAAGCCGUGGAGCCGGCGGAAGGUAGUGUAGACCAGCGGUGUGCGCUGCCUUGGGCAGAGUGGGAGGAGGGAGCCUGUCUCAGGGUAGUGAUGACCUAAUGCCAGCUGUAGCUUUUUUAAAUAAGAUUUUAAGACUUUGAUUAUUUGAAGGAAAGAAACCCUUUAACCUCUCUAAGGUAGAGAUGAGUACCACGCGCACCUUCCUAUCGCCUAGAUUCCUGGAUUAACUUGGCAACUCUUAAAUAUAUUGCUUAAGCAUCUUAAAGUAAUACUACAGUCUGCUUUUCUUAGAAAUGGCAAGCCUGUGGGGGAGGGAUAUUCCGACGAAAAUCGCCGAAUCGCCGUGCUGCUGCCGCCCCCAAGAGUAUUCGCAGUGGUUAGCGGUGGCUCGCGCCCGGCCCGUGGCGCCUGGCCUCCACGCAGCUUCUUCUCCGGGGUUGACUUGUUAGAUGUGACCCCUAAACCCCGACUGAGUAGAAGUGCAUUGGAAAUCCGGCCAGCAAAAAGGAAAUGUCCCGAGGCAGGGAUCCUUCAGUGCGUCGCCAGCUUCUUGGGGUUGCUGGAGAAAUUUUCAGAAUGGACCGAAGUAGAGGAAAGAGCUUGAUGGACGCCCCUGCACUUGCCAGUCACGCUGCCUCCGAAGCUGUCGACUGUGCCCCCUUUGAGCCGCCUCCGACUCCCCUUUGUGCGUGCUCUUUGAAGCAGGGCUUGAACAAGCACGUGAAGUUGCCGCCUGCCACGCCUGCCACGCCUGCCUAGGCGGGGGUCAGAACCGGGCUGAUUCUCUGGGCUGUGAGCCUGUUCACUGCUGAAAGCGAUGCGAGCUUAGCAGAUGGGAGGUGAGAAUGACGAGAUGGCCAGCGGAAUUCUUUUGGGUUAGAGCAUCAGACAGAAAUAAGACAGAUGCGCGUAGAUUCCAUUUGUUAAGCCCUUCGAAUGGCCGCCCCUGAGGCUUGAAAAUCAAAGCUCAGUAUCGCCCUUCCAGAUUCCUCAAACUCGAAGUUACACUUAACACCACCUGCAGACUGGCUAAGUGAAGAGAGGCGGAGCACCUGGUACUGAUGACCCGGUGCUGAAAGAGCCCUUCUCUCGGUCAGAGCAGUAAAGGCAUUGCCCCAGGCAGUUCGGCAAAACGUUUUCACACCUGAAAUGCUCUCCCACAUCUGCAGGCCCCGGGCUAGGUAGUCAUGGUAGAGUCCCCAGACCCGUGGACCAGGCGUGGUCAGGAAUGUCGAUGUAGGCCAGCACAGGUACAGUCACAGAAAUGGCCGCGUCGGGGUGUAUCCACGCACCCUCUAGAAUAACCGUGAGGGUUUUUUAAAAGACGCCGGGGAAAAAUAGUUAAAAUUAAGUCCCAAAUUAAUUUAACUUAGGAAUUUGAUUGUCAGUGGAUAAGAUCAUUGUUCAUUGUUCCAGAAUGAGCUGCAAGACAACACAUUUUUAUUAGAGAAAAGCCAGCAAGGAUUGAAACAAACAAGAAGGGGGUUGCCAAACAAUGUCGUUGUGCACAAGCAGCUUGAGACUUAGGACCUGACUGGUCACACAGGGCAAGGGACUUGCUUGAGGGGGUGAUGCCAGGGUGGAGGCAGUAUUCUGAUUUACUGCUUUGUUUUUCUUCUAGAAACAUAUGAAGAGUGUGUAAUUUUAAAAUAUAAGUGGAAAUUGUGAAAGGUGUCCGAGGGUGGUGAUUGUUGUUAUCACACUGUGGUUACACACAGUGACUGGGUAGAUGCCGUUGUAUAUAGGGGUGUACACUGGGAUGUCAGGGAGCAAUGGGUUAUGUCUGCAGUUCAUGGUUCACAAACACCCAGGGGUGGGGGAGUCUGGUACAAAGGCAACUGGGAGUACAAUGGCCUAUUUCUACUACUUUUGUGUGCAUCUGAAAGUAUUUCAAAAUAAAACAUUUAAAAGGAA
This is a messenger RNA of Lepus europaeus (European hare), 5450 nucleotides long. It is a transcript of the gene MON1B, whose product is annotated as MON1 homolog B, secretory trafficking associated. Gene Ontology annotation, biological process: vesicle-mediated transport; protein targeting to vacuole. The transcript has 6 exons. Bases 764 to 2416 code for a protein of 550 amino acids. Lineage: Eukaryota; Metazoa; Chordata; Mammalia; Lagomorpha; Leporidae. The record is from RefSeq and is a predicted model, not a curated record.